Xyrauchen texanus (razorback sucker) is the source of this 10285-nucleotide messenger RNA. Its product is annotated as fibronectin-like. Gene Ontology annotation, cellular component: extracellular region. Gene Ontology annotation, molecular function: protein binding. Lineage: Eukaryota; Metazoa; Chordata; Actinopteri; Cypriniformes; Catostomidae. The record is from RefSeq and is a predicted model, not a curated record. The transcript has 59 exons. Bases 175 to 9480 code for a protein of 3101 amino acids.
GUAGGAGGGGCAGGACGCACAGAAAAGGCGCAACGCAGAGGAAACUUGGUUACUUGGAGCAGCUGCCAAACCUGGAAUCCUCAGCUAGUAUAGUGCGUCUCCAUAAGCCUCUAUACCCAAGAAAGGAAGAUUUAACUAUUGUUGUUCAACUUCUGUUUCAUCUCACCUGUGAAAAUGUCCGGUGGCCCUUUGGUCACGGCGCUGGCAGUGGCUUUGCUCGCCAGCGCUGUGCAGUGUAUGCCGAAAGGGACGGGCAAACAUAGGAGACAAGCUCAGGAACACUCCGUGUCAUCCGUUUCCCAAGAUGGCUGUGUUGAAAAUGGUCAGUUUUAUGGACUUGGAGAGCAGUGGGAGCGCAGUUAUCUGGGAAGCACUCUGCUCUGCACUUGCCACGGAGUCUCUGGUAUUAAAUGUAAAUCAAAGCCUGAAGCUGAGGAGACCUGCUACGAUAAAGUAAAUACCCGCUCCUAUCGAGUUGGAGAGACUUAUGAGAGGCCCAGAGACGGGAUGAUCUGGGACUGCACUUGCAUUGGCUCUGGUCGAGGGAAAAUAAGUUGCACCAUUGCAAACCGCUGUCAUGAGGGAGGGCGAUCUUACAAGAUUGGAGACACCUGGAGGAGACCCCAUGACACUGGAGACUACAUGCUGGAGUGUGUCUGUUUAGGCAAUGGGAAAGGAGAGUGGACCUGCAAACCUGUUGCGGAACGCUGUUAUGACAAUUCAGCUGGGACGUCCUAUAGGGUUGGUGAGACCUGGGAGAAACCUUACCAAGGCUGGAUGAUCAUGGACUGCACCUGUCUAGGGGAAGGAAAUGGACGCAUCACAUGCACAUCUAAAAACCACUGUAACGACCAGGACAUGCGCACUUCUUACCGUAUUGGAGACACAUGGAGCAAAACAGAUUCUCACGGGCAUGUGCUACAGUGUUUGUGUACUGGUAAUGGGCGUGGAGAGUGGAAAUGUGAGAGACAUGUGUCACUGCACACUACUAGUCUGGGUACUGGGCCUCAAGUGAUUACCAAUGUCCAGUCUGCAGUAUUCCACCCCAUGGCAGUGCCAGAGUAUCCAGUAGAGGGAACCUGUCUGACAGAUGCAAAUGUUUCCUACUUCCUGGGCAUGCGCUGGAUCAAGACCCAAGGCAGCACACAGUUGUUGUGUACGUGCUUGGGGAACGGUGUCAGCUGUGAAGAGUGGGGGGGCCAUUCUCAGGUGUAUGGCGGUAGCUCAAAUGGCCAGCCUUGUGUGUUCCCUUUUGUGUUCAUGGGAAAAACGUUCUACUCCUGCACUUCUGAGGGACGAAGUGAUGGACAGCUCUGGUGCAGCACCUCGUCUGACUUUGAGAAAGACUACAAGAACUCCUUCUGUACUGGGAACAAUGUUUUGGUCACAACCAGAGGAGGAAAUUCCAAUGGUGCCUUGUGCCACUUCCCAUUCCUGUACAAUGGCCGUAACUAUACUGACUGCACUGCUGAUGGCAGAAGAGAUGGCAUGAAAUGGUGUGGCACCACUUACGACUAUGACAGAGAGCAGCGCUUUGGCUUCUGCCCCAUGUUAGCCCAUGAGGAGGUGUGUACCAUCAAUGAGGGUGUGAUGUAUCGUGUGGGUGACCAGUGGGACAGACGUCAUGAUGUUCUGGGUCACAUGAUGCGCUGUACAUGUGUGGGCAAUGGCCGUGGAGAAUGGAGCUGCGUUGCUUACUCACAACUCAAAGACCAGUGCAUUGUGGAUAAUUUGACCUAUGACGUAAACCAGACUUUUACUAAACGGCACGAUGACGGCUACAUGAUGAACUGCACCUGUUUCGGUCAAGGCCGUGGAAGCUGGAAGUGUGACGUUAUCGAUCACUGCCAGGAGCCUGAGACUAGAGCACUCUAUCAGAUCGGAGAAUCGUGGGACAAAGUUAUUCAGGGAAUCCACUACAGAUGUUACUGCUAUGGAAAUGGGGUUGGAGAGUUAAGAUGUGAGCCUCAGCAAUCUUUCCCUGGUGGUCAUCGUCCAGUCCAGGUGAUUAUAACAGAAUCUAGCAACCAGCCCAACUCCCACCCCAUCCAAUGGAAUGCCCCAUCUUCUGCACACAUCACACAGUACAUACUUCGAUGGAGACAGAAAAACACCCAUGACCAGUGGAUGGAGGUCACUAUUCCAGGCCAUCUGAACUCUUAUACCAUCGCUGGACUGAAGCCAGGAAUCAUCUACGAGGGUCAACUCAUCAGCAUCCUGCACUUCGGACGUAGAGAAUUCACUCGCUUUGACUUCACCACCAACUAUGGCUCCUUGGCAACCUUUGAGGGAAAGACUACGCACCCCCCUCCGGUGGUGGACACCAUUGAAUCUGUGACUGAGAUCACAUCCAGCAGCUUCGUCAUCUCGUGGAUGUCUGCAUCAGACACUGUGUCUUGGUUCAGGGUGGAAUAUGAUCUGAGUGAAGAGGGAGGGCAGACUGGACAGCCCAUUGUCUUGGAUCUGCCUCAUACGGCUACAUCAGUGAACAUCAGUGAGCUUCUCCCUGGAAGGAAGUACACAGUAAAUGUGUAUGAAGUGACUAACCAAGGGGAGCCUAAUCUGAUCCUUUCCACUUCUCAGACCACAACUCCUGAUGCCCCUUCUGACCAUAAAGUGGAUGUGGGGGAGACAGCUAUUGUGAUCAGCUGGUCUAAACCUCUGGCUCCCAUCACAGGCUACCGUGUGGUUUACACACCAUCUGAAGAAGGUAGUUCUGGCAGCACUGAGUUGAACUUGCCUAACACUGCCACCUCCGUGACCCUGGGUGACCUUCACCCUGGUCGGCUCUACAACAUCCGUAUUUACUCGGUAGAAGAGAGUCUGGAGAGUGAGCCUGUAUUUGUUCAGGUCACCACUGCUGGGGAGCCACUGACAGUGGCAACCUUUGAUGGAGAGACUACGCACCCCCCUGCGGUGGUGGACACCUUUGAAUCUGUGACUGAGAUCACAUCCAGCAGCUUCGUCAUCUCUUGGAUGUCUGCAUCAGACACUGUGUCUGGGUUCAGGGUGGAAUAUGAUCUGAGUGAAGAGGGAAGGCAGACUGGACAGCCUAAUGUCUUGGAUCUGCCUCAUACGGCUACAUCAGUGAACAUCAGUGAGCUUCUCCCUGGAAGGAAGUACACAGUAAAUGUGUAUGAAGUGACUAACCAAGGGGAGCCUAAUCUGAUCCUUUCCACUUCUCAGACCACAACUCCUGAUGCCCCUUCUGACCAUGAAGUGGAGGAUGUAGGGGAGACCGCCAUUGUUAUCAGCUGGUCUAAACCUCUUGCUCCCAUCACAGGCUACCGUGUGGUUUACACACCAUCUGAAGAAGGUAGUUCUGGCAGCACUGAGCUGAACCUGCCUAACACUACCACCUCAGUGACCCUGGGUGACCUUCAACCAGGUCUGCUUUAUAACAUCAGUAUUUACUCGGUAGAAGAGACUCUGGAGAGUGAGCCUGUAUUUGUUCAGGUCACCACUGCUGGGGAGCCACUGACAGCUCCUGAUGCCCCUUCUGACCAUAAAGUGGAUGUGGGGGAGACAGCUAUUGUGAUCAGCUGGUCUAAACCUCUGGCUCCCAUCACAGGCUACCGUGUGGUUUACACACCAUCUGAAGAAGGUAGUUCUGGCAGCACUGAGUUGAACCUGCCUAACACUGCCACCUCCGUGACCCUGGGUGACCUUCACCCUGGUCGGCUCUACAACAUCAGUAUUUACUCGGUAGAAGAGAGUCUGGAGAGUGAGCCUGUAUUUGUUCAGGUCACCACUGCUGGGGAGCCACUGACAGUGGCAACCUUUGAUGGAGAGACUACGCACCCCCCUGCGGUGGUGGACACCUUUGAAUCUGUGACUGAGAUCACGUCCAGCAGCUUCGUCAUCUCUUGGAUGUCUGCAUCAGACACUGUGUCUGGGUUCAGGGUGGAAUAUGAUCUGAGUGAAGAGGGAAGGCAGACUGGACAGCCCAAUAUCUUGGAUCUGCCUCAUACGGCUACAUCAGUGAACAUCAGUGAGCUUCUCCCUGGAAGGAAGUACACAGUAAAUGUGUAUGAAGUUACUAACCAAGGGGAGCCUAAUCUGAUCCUUUCCACUUCUCAGACCACAACUCCUGAUGCCCCUUCUGACCAUGAAGUGGAGGAUGUGGGGGAGACCGCCAUUGUUAUCAGCUGGUCUAAACCUCUUGCUCCCAUCACAGGCUACCGUGUGGUUUACACACCAUCUGAAGAAGGUAGUUCUGGCAGCACUGAGCUGAACCUGCCUAACACUGCCACCUCAGUGACCCUGGGUGACCUUCGCCCUGGUCUGCUCUACAACAUCAGUAUUUACUCUGUAGAAGAGAGUCUGGAGAGUGAGCCUGUAUUUGUUCAGGUCACCACUGCUGGGGAGCCACUGACAGCUCCAGAUGCCCCUUCUGACCAUAAAGUGGAGGAUGUGGGGGAGACCGCUAUUGUGAUCAGCUGGUCUAAACCUCUGACUCCCAUCACAGCUCCUGAUGCCCCUUCUGACCAUAAAGUGGAUGUGGGGGAGACAGCCAUUGUGAUCAGCUGGUCUAAACCUCUGACUCCCAUAACGGGCUACCGUGUGGUUUACACACCAUCUGAAGAAGGUAGUUCUGGCAGCACUGAGCUGAACCUGCCUAACACUGCCACCUCCGUGACCCUGGGUGACCUUCAACCAGGUCUGCUUUAUAACAUCAGUAUUUACUCGGUAGAAGAGACUCUGGAGAGUGAGCCUGUAUUUGUUCAGGUCACCACUGCUGGGGAGCCACUGACAGAGGAAGUCCCCUCUCCAACUGAUCUGCAGUUCUUCGAGGUGUCUGAUUCUAAGAUCACCAUCACUUGGACCAGUCCAUCCACGGAUGUGUCUGGAUACCGUAUAUCUGUCGUGGGCUCAGACGGGCUGACGGUGAGAGAAAUCCAGCUUCCUGUAACACGCAACGCCUAUGCUGAGAUCACACGGCUCCAACCUGGAACACUUUACCGUUUCUUCAUCUUUGCUCUCAGAUCAGGGGAGGAGAGCAAGCCCCUGGUUGGAGAACAAGCUACUAAGCCUGACUCACCCACCAAUAUCCACUUUACAAAUAUUACUGAAGACAGUGCUAUAGUCAUCUGGUCUCCACCAAGGGUUCGGAUCACAGGUUACAGGCUCUUCCUGACUGUUGAAGGCUUGAACCCCAAGCAGCUGCGUAUUCCCGCCCGCCUUUCACAGUACACCAUCCUCAACUUGCAGCCUGAUACCAAGUACACUGCCACUCUCCAUGCAGAAAGAGGCAACAUGCUUAGCAAGGGCUCUUCCGCCAAAUUUGCCACAAUUCAGCCAUUUAGAAAUGCUCCCCACUUCAACACUGAUGUCACAGACACUUCCAUCAUUGUUUUCUGGACCCCUGUGCCUAGAAUUGGUUACAAGUUGACUGUUAGGCCAAGCCAAGGUGGAGAAGCCCCUAGGGAUGUGAUCUCAGAGUCUGGUAGUGUUGUCAUCUCUGGUCUAACCCCUGGAGUUGAAUACAGCUACAGCGUCCAGCCCGUCAUUAAUGGUCAUAAGCACGGCAACCCCAUCACACGACGUGUGGUCACUCCUCUUUCUCCACCUACUGAUCUGAACUUGCAGUCCAACCCAAACACAGGAGAAGUGAUUGUUCAUUGGAACGAUGACAAAACUCCAGGCAUCACUGGCUACAGAGUGACUUGCACCCCCACCAAAGGGCAGCAUGGGAACUCUGUGGAGGAGUUUGUUAAGGCAGGACAGAACUCAUGCACUUUAGAGAACCUGAGUCCAGGAGUGGAGUACAAUGUCAGUGUGUUUACUGUAAAGGAUGACAUGGAGAGCACCCCUGUCUCCACCACCGUGACUCCGGAUGUGCCCAAAAUAACUGACCUCCACUUUAUCAACAUCACUGAAUCCACUAUUGGCCUCACCUGGAGUUCUCCUAACUCUACCGUUGUCACUGCCUACCGCUUCACUGUGUUGGCUGCUGGGGACAGUGUCCCGAUCUUUGUUGAAUUUGUGGAGCCCACGACAGGCUUUUAUACUCUGCGUGGUCUGGAGCCCGGGAUCAAUUAUAACAUCAACAUCACCACAAUCACAGAAAAUGGAGAGAGUGAGCCCAUUACCAUCACCCAACAAACAGCUGUCCCUGCCCCAUCUUAUCUGUCAUUUGGGGAUGUGACCGCAGACAGUAUGCUGGUUACCUGGAAUGCCCCUCAGGUGCCCAAACCCUCUGAUAUUGACCACUACAUCAUCCGCUAUCACCCAGUUGAUGAGGAUGAUGACACCACGGAGCACAAUGUGGACGGAAAUGCAAACUUUGUCAUUCUUCGCCAUCUUGUGCCCAAUACUGAGUACCUAGUGAGCGUACUUUGUGUCUAUGAGAAGAGAGAGAGCUCACCUGUCAUUGGCACUCAAAGAACUGUCCUGGAUUCUCCUGUCCAUCUGCAGUUCUCUGAUGUUGGCACCAACUCCUUUACUGUGCGCUGGCAGGCUCCUCAGGCCGUUAUCUCUGGGUACCGUGUCCGCUACCAAAUGACCAGUGGUGGCCGUGCCAAAGAGGAGAGACUGCCACCAUCCAGGAGCCAUUUCACUCUUACAGGCCUGACCCCCGAGACCAAGUACAGCAUCAACAUCUACGCCGUUAGCGGAUCCCGCGAGAGUCUGCCAUUGACUGGAAUUCAGUCUACCAUCUCUGAUGCCCCCACUGACCUGGAGGUUACUUCCUCAACACCAACCAGCAUUACCUUUCGCUGGGACGCCCCUUCUGUCACUGUGAGGUACUACAGGAUCACACACGGGGAGUCAGAAGGCUUUGACACUCCUCAGGAAUUUACUGUCCCUGGUUCCCAGUCCACUGCCACCAUUGAGGGUCUGCGUCCAGGCACUGAUUACACCAUCACUGUUUUUGCUGUGACCGGUAGAGGGGACAGCCCAGCCUCCAGCACCCCUAUCCAUGUUCUACACAGAACCGAUAUUGAGUCGCCAUCACAGAUGGAGGUGACUGACGUUAAGGACAACGCUAUUACUGUGCGCUGGAGCCCAGCAGCAGGCCCCAUCUCAGGAUAUCGAGUCACAGGAAUGCCACUCAAUGGACAGGGACCUGCCUUCUCUGAAGUGGUGGCUCCCGACCAGACUGAAAUGACGUUCUCUGGCUUGAUGCCGAAAGCGGAGUACACAGUCAGUGUGUUUGCCCUGGGUCAGGAUGGAGAAAGCCCCCCACUAGUUGAAACUGUAAUCACAAAGAUGGACAAACCCAAAAACUUAACCUUCACUGACGUGGACUCGACCUCCAUACGGAUCUCCUGGGAAAGUCCUGAUGGCGUGGUAUCAUUUUACAGAGUGUUGUACUACAGUCCAGAGGAUGGAGAGAGAGAGCUAUUCCCUGCCCCACGUGGUGAUGACGAGUCUGCAGUUCUUCAUGGCCUCAGACCGGGCACAGAAUACACUGUUAAAGUCAUCGCUCUGCAUGACCGGACCCCCAGCCCUCCUCUGGUGGCCACUCAGACAACAGCAAUUCCUGGGCCCACCAAUCUGCGCUUCUCCCAGGUGGGUCCAACAUCCUUCACUGUCUCCUGGUUUGCUUCUAAUGUCAAGCUGACAGGUUACCGUGUGGCCAUCACUCCCAAAAGUAAGAGUGGCCCCACUAAAGAGCUCAACGUCGCCCCGGACUCCACUGAGUUCCAUGCCACUUCACUCAUGCCUGGCACUGAUUAUGAAGUGGAGGUUUAUGGUGUGAAGAAUUCUCUCACCAGCCAUCGUAUCAAAGGCGAAGUUACGACACCUGACAACAUCAGCCCACCGCGUCGUGUUCGUAUUUCCAACGUGAAGGACUCCUCCAUCACUCUCACCUGGCGCUCUAAAACCGAGACCAUCUCUGGCUUCCUGGUUGAAGCCACACCCACCAUUGGUGGCCAUAAUCCUAUUCAGAGAACCAUUGAACCUGAUUCACGCACAUACGCCAUUACUGGUCUGGAGCCAGGAACCACAUAUAAGAUCAAUAUCUAUACACUGAAUGGAAAUGCACGCAGUGAGCCUUUCACCCUUACAGCCACUACAGCAAAACCAGUAAUCAGCCCUCCUACAAACCUCCACUUCACCUCUCUGACUCCUACCGUGAUUUCCUUCACCUGGGAGCCUCCACGUAGCACCAUUACUGGAUAUUAUAUCACCUACGAGGAGGCAGGUGAUAUUCCCAAUGAGCUGACCCCUAGACCCCAGGCUGGCAGGACAUUUGCUUCCAUCUCUGGUUUGAAACCAGGCACUGAGUAUGUUAUCAAGAUUGUUGCAUUAAAUAAUGCUCAGAGAAGCACCCCGCUGCUUGGAAAGGCAAGAACUCAAAUUGAAAGUCACCAGCUGACUCCCCAGCUCCCCGAACCCAGUCGACCCCACCAUGACAUCCUGGAUGUCCCAGAAGACAAUGACCACUUCAACAAUCAUGUGCAUAUACUGGGACCAAACAGACACAAAACAAUGGGGCAGCAAGGCCAGCAUAUCUACACUGAAUAUCAGAGCCUGGGAAACAACGGACAGCAGCCUCACCGCCCAAACCAAAGAGAGCCCCUGGUCUACAUCCCUCUGCCGGGAGCAGAUGGACAGAGAGUGCCAGUGGUGAAGGUGAACGAGGGCCCUGAACCAGGCUUCCCCUUCAGAGACCUUUACAAUGAGACAAACCUGCCCCAGGAAUCUCAGACCCAGACAACAAUUAUAUGGCAGCCUGUGCCGCACACUUCAGAGUAUGUUGUGUCAUGCAGUCCCGCUACAGAGGUCAAUGAGAAGAGCUUCCAGAUGCGUUUACCUGGAACUUCUGUUAGCGCUACACUGAUCGGUCUCACUUCUGGUGCCUCAUAUAAUGUUGUCGUGGAGUCUGUCAGUGGAGACCAAAAACAGAAAGUCCUAGAAGAUGUUGUGACUGUCGGAAACAUUGUUCCAGGGGCUGGAGAGAUCCCCACAGCCAGGGAUGUGUGCCAUGACACAUUCACUGCCACCUAUCAUGAGGUGGGCACGGAGUGGGAGCGUAUGUCGGAUACAGGAUUUAAACUGUGGUGCAAGUGUCUUGGUCUCGGCAGUGGCCAUUUCAGAUGUGAUUCAUCCAAGUGGUGCCAUGACAAUGGCCACAACUACAGAAUUGGCGAGAAGUGGGACCGCCAUGCUGAGAAUGGGGACAUGAUGAGCUGCACCUGCCUGGGCAAUGGGAAAGGAGAGUUCAAAUGUGAACCCCAUGAGUCCACCUGUUAUGAUGAGGGGAAGUUGUACCAGGUGGGGAACCAGUGGCAGAAGGAGUAUCUCGGAGCCAUCUGCACCUGUACCUGCUACGGAGGGCAACAGGGCUGGCGUUGUGAGAACUGCCGUCGACCUGGUGCUGAAGUUGACGUGGACCUCAUUCAGCCUCCAGUGCGCACAGAUGCUUUCGACCGCUACAGAGAGAAUGCCCUACGUAAACUCAACAUCCAAUGUCCCAUUGAGUGCCUCAGACCAGACCUGCUAGCAGAUGCCCAGAGCCCUCUAGAAUAAAUGUGCAUAUCAGUUUUCCCCUAAAAUUGGAGACUGUACUUAGCUCCGUCAGUGCUUCUCCAUCCUUAUCUUCACCCACACUGCAAACUCUGUCCUGCUGCUUCCACCCAACCGCCGACCUGUGACAUCACACCUGGAGAUAAAACUUUUCACUCUUCUGAUUGGUUGAGUCCUCAGCCAAUUGGUUGGUUGUUUCCUCAUGUCUCGCCAUAGAAAGGAGGGUCACCGUUCAUAUACAUACAAAUUCCACUGAUUUGUUUCAAUUCCAAAGUCUUGCAGAAGAUCUAUAUCACUGCACAUCAUUGUCUUCCAGAUUAAUUUCAAAUUUAUAUCAUUAGAACAUCCGCAGAGAAUCAACACAUUCCGCCUUUGUGUUUUUCAGUAUUUUUAGCCUAUUGUCUGAUUUAAAAUGUGUUUUAAUGAUUUUGUGAUUUUUGUAUUUUUUUAUUUGAUUUUUUUUUCAGUGAUCAAAGUUUUUUUGGUGUUCUAUUCUAAAAUAUGCACUGUCUCACAAUGAAAUCCUUUGUGCCUUGUAGGCACCUUUUUGUAUUAUGAUGAAAUUUCCACCCCUCUUUAAUCUGAUUGGUUUGUUCUGUGGCCUCUGUUUCUGUCAGGAGACAAAGGAAAGCACUGUGUUAAUGAAGAAAUAAAAAUGUGUUUUCUAUUUUUAUUUAUCCCUUUUAUGUAUGCAUUUUGAUGGAAUGCAGAUUAUGGGUGCGUACUCUUUAUGUUUGUGAUUUUUAGGUGCCAAAGUCUUAACUACUGUGGACAAAAAUGCUUUUUAAUAAAAUAUUUUCCAAAACAA